Molecule: messenger RNA, 2152 nt
Organism: Nicrophorus vespilloides
Lineage: Eukaryota; Metazoa; Arthropoda; Insecta; Coleoptera; Silphidae
Gene: Hr3
Product: probable nuclear hormone receptor HR3
Exons: 9
Coding region: 373-2049 (558 amino acids)
Biological process (GO): regulation of transcription by RNA polymerase II
Cellular component (GO): nucleus
Molecular function (GO): nuclear receptor activity; zinc ion binding; RNA polymerase II cis-regulatory region sequence-specific DNA binding
Source: RefSeq, a predicted model, not a curated record
UAAAAAUUUAAAUAAAAUCACGUCUUUGGUUCGUAUUCGUCGUAAUUCGUAAAAUUUCGGAAGGCAUUUUGACGUCGUCGUGCAAAAUACCGAAAAGACUGAAUCCGGAAGUGCCCUUUAUUUGUUUUCCUGUUGUGCGCGUUUUCGUCUUCUUAUCGGACUCUUCGGAAGGUGACCGUUGCGUUUCUUUCAAUCCCAUCUGACUGCUGCGUGUCGUUCGAGUCCUUUAAGCUGGCUGGACAGGAGGUUGUGACUGUGGACCUCCAGGAGGUCGAGGAUGGAUCGUCGGGACCCGAGACCCGCUUGGAGGCGGCCACUCCGACGACGACGGCGCAGCCACCACCGCCGCCCGCGUCUCCCUCUCAUACCGUCAUGACAGGUAAAGCACAAAUUGAAAUCAUCCCUUGCAAGGUGUGCGGUGAUAAGAGCAGCGGCGUCCACUACGGGGUGAUAACAUGCGAGGGAUGCAAAGGGUUUUUCCGGCGAUCCCAGAGUUCAGUGGUGAACUACCAAUGCCCGAGGAACAAGAACUGCGUGGUUGAUAGGGUGAACAGGAAUCGAUGCCAGUAUUGCCGCCUCCAGAAAUGCCUGCGACUUGGCAUGAGCCGGGAUGCCGUGAAAUUUGGGCGGAUGUCUAAGAAGCAGAGGGAAAAAGUCGAGGACGAGGUGCGGUUCCACAGGGCACAGCUCAGGGCGCAGAGCGAUUCGGCACCGGACAGUUCCGUGUUCGAACAGCAGACGCCCUCAAGCAGUGAUCAACUUCAUCACAAUUAUAACGGAGGAUAUACGUACAACAGUGAUGUUGGAACAUACACUCCUACGUAUUAUACCGGCCAGACACAAGUGCAAGCGAAUUCAAUGGGAUAUGAUAUAUCUGCGGACUACGUGGACAGUACAACCACCUACGACCCUAGGCCAAGUCUGGAUGCCCUCAGUGACACGGGAAGCCUAAUGUCGAACGUCGUGAACACAGGUAAUACUAACAAUGGUGUGAACGGGGGUAGUGGUGGCGGGAAGCAAUCGGUUUCGAUGUCGGAUGCACGUAGUUCAUUUAAACGGGGUGGUGCGACCCAAACGACGACUAAUAGUAACAGUAUGUCAGGUACUGGCGUCGUGUCCAUCAAGCAGGAAGGCCCAGUGGACACUUUAGUGCCUAGCUAUGUUGACAGCACCACAUUUGUAAACUCACCCAAUGUGCAAUCUAACAAUGCCACCAGGCAGCAGGCCAGUUCACAGAGCAUACAGCAAAGAAGUAACGAUGACUGUGAACCUGUUUCAUUGCCUAAUCCCAGCCAGAUAUCGGAGCUUCUGUCGAAAACAAUAUUAGACGCACACGCUCGUACAUGCUUGUACCAAAUGGAUCACAUACGCGAGAUGUUCAAAUGCAAGCCCGACCACGAUCUCUCAAGACUUUUGUACUAUAAGAAUAUGGCGCACGAGGAGCUGUGGCUCGAAUGCGCCCAGAAGCUCACCACAAUCAUCCAGCAGAUCAUCGAGUUCGCCAAAAUGGUACCUGGUUUCAUGAAGCUCUCGCAGGACGAUCAGAUCGUGCUGCUGAAGGCCGGCAGCUUCGAGCUCGCCAUCAUACGUAUGUCCAGGUAUCUGGAUCUGUCCCAGAACUGCGUUCUCUACGGGGACACGAUGCUACCGCAGGAUGCGUUCUUCACAUCGGACACCGCCGAAAUGAAGCUCGUGACGUGCGUCUUCGAGGUGGCCAAGAGCGUAGCCGAAUUGAAGCUCACCGAAACGGAAUUAGCUUUAUAUUCAGCCUGCGUCCUUCUUUCACCUGAUCGGCCCGGUCUGAAGGGUAUCGGUGAGAUAAGCCGAUUGAGUCAAGCGGUUGUGAGAGCCUUACGACUUGAAUUAGAAAGGAACCAUUCACUUCCAAUCAAGGGAGACGUAACUGUUUGUGAUGCCUUGCUUACUAAGAUACCUACAUUACGAGAAAUAAGUAUGUUACACAUGGACGCAUUAGGGAAGCUGAAAAGAUCUGCACCUCAUUUAGAGUUCCCUGCCUUACAUAAGGAACUGUUCAGCGUGGACAGUUGAGAUAAUUGUUCAGCAUCCUCCGAUCUGUAGUCCGCAGCCUUGGUUAGCCAUGAUUCCUUCAUACUGAUUGUAUCGGCCUUAAAUACAUAAAUAUAUAAACAAA